Gryllus bimaculatus (two-spotted cricket) is the source of this 1438-nucleotide messenger RNA. Lineage: Eukaryota; Metazoa; Arthropoda; Insecta; Orthoptera; Gryllidae. The record is from the annotation of a GenBank genome assembly.
AUGACAUCUGCAGUCUACCAAUUGCAGCGACGAGUCAGGACAUUGCGAGAACAACUUCAGAGAAAAGAUUUACAUCUUGAUCUCCUCCGGAGGAAACUUGCCUUGCAAGAAGAGAAUGGUCGCAUUCGCAGCAUGUUAGAAACGGAAAGAGAUGAAGCCAAUCUUAGGGCGAAGAAGGUAUUGAAGCAAAUGGACCGUUUACAGCUUCAAUUGAACGAGUCACGCAAUCAUAUGCGAGAUCUUAAAACCCAGUUAUCAGAUGCAGCGGAUUACAAGAUAUCUGCUUUGGAACGUGGUCGUAAGAUUGAAGAUUUGCAAAAACGAUUAGUCGAAUCAGAAAUGCUCAGAACUCGUUACGGUCGGAAAGUGAACUUACUGAAAGAUCAGGUUCGCACAACCAGCCAAACUGCUGAACAAGAACGUGCUUGCAGCGACCAAACCGUGCUAAUGCUCAGAGACGAGCUGGCUUCUGUGAAGCAGAAUCUAACUGAUACGCAAAGACGAGAAAAUUCGCUUAUCAGCUUCAGAACAUCUGUAAGCAAACUUUUGGGACUGGAUUUACCUGUUCCUGAUUAUGAAAUAAUAUCUCGACUCCAGAAACUUGUACAUGCUCACCGCGAUUUCACGUUGGUGUCCCGCCGCUACGACGAUCCUCUGUUAAUUGGCAAUAGCCCUGGAGGGGCAAGAACACCUCUUCUCAUGGGGCACAGUCCUGCAGGUACCCGCACACCUCGUUACGAUGAUUCAGGAUUCGUAGAUCCUCCAGACUUGAGUGUUCUUGAUGACAGUGAUGAUGUUAAUGGUAUUUACAACAAAAGACCAAUCAGAACGUCUACUUGACAUGAGAUGUGCUGAUUUCCCAAAGGGCAGUAUUUUGAUAAAGGUAAAAAUAUUCUAUUGGUUAUAUAUAAAUAUGUAACGCCCGAUAGCAAAAUUAAAAUAUUUUAACUUGAAAUAGCAGGUAAUGGGAACAUAUCACACUGCCAUUUAAAUAGAAAUAAGAAGAAUCUGUACGUAAUUAAUAUAUUUUAUUUCUGUAAUUUUCAUUGUACAAUACGCUUAUUAAUUUAAUAUCUUAAUAUGAAGCAAUUUGAUGUCAUAAAACGAAAUAUUAUAAAAGUAAAUAACGGCAACUUGAUUCCCAGGCAACUGGUCUUGCCAAGUGGACUGUAGAUGAUAUAGUUAUAACCCUAUAGAUUGUGUUAAAAUAGGAGCGAAGUUAUGUUUAAAAUAAAUUGACUUUGCAAUCUUUCUAAUUAAUUGAAAUAUAAUUAAAGUUAUGAAGAGAAGAAAUGUAUUAGGGAAGAUGAAAUUGUAAUUCGUGCCACAAUUUUUUUUGGUUCUAAAUAUCAAUGUUGUCAACAAUAUUUUGAUAUUUUUUUAUUACGACAUACUAUAAAGUAAUAGGAUUAUACUAUUCACUAGAUCACAAAUAUUG